Molecule: messenger RNA, 703 nt
Organism: Prorocentrum cordatum
Lineage: Eukaryota; Dinophyceae; Prorocentrales; Prorocentraceae
Source: the annotation of a GenBank genome assembly
AAAGAGCACCGUGACACCACCAGGGCGAAACUCAGGAUCAUCGCCAAUGAGCGCACCGACCCACACAUCAAUACCAGCUCCUGCGACCAGCUCGAGCCGGAGGCGGCCGAAUUCGCCCCGUCCCCGAUCGACAUGGUCUGCCCAGUUAUGCCGCCCAGCCACUGGGAUAAUCAGCGCGGCUGCCGGAAGGAGUUUGAGGACGACGGCGGCACAUGCGUCCUCCCGCCGUCCAUCCCCACGUCCACCAUCCACCACGACCGGAGGCGCCGUUCGAAGGACAUCGAGGACGCCCAGGCCCGCGCCCACGCCUUCGCGUACCCUGCCACCGACGACACCGACGAAAACCUCAGAGGGGAGGCCACCCAGGUCGCCAUCAACCUGGACGGCCAGUCCCUUGGCUACGGCACUGUCAUCUUCGACGCCCCCCAGAGGCCAUCAACCAGUUAUGCCGCCUGCCCAGAGCGCGACGUCCACAUCGGCGUCAUGAAGGCCCGCGUAUCCGUCGAUUUCAAGGCCGACAUGGACGACGCCAGCAGCGCAGCUGACGAGUGUGGGCCAGGCGGGUCGCUCGAUGCUCACAGGAAGCGGCGUCGGGGCGCCUCCUUCCCGUACGGGGAUCGGAUCAAGGUCAGCGUCCUGCCAGCCGCCGCCAGCCCGGCAGCUAGCUCGCGCGCGACCAUGCCGCCCAAGCGCGGGGUGUCAC